AUGCAAAGACUCCCAAACGAGAUACUUCUGGGCAUCGCCGACUUUUUGGAUUCUGAACGAGAUCUCAAUGCCUUGUGCCAAGUCAACCACGCCAAUCGUGGUGCCCUAGAGCCCAAACUCUACCUCUUGAAUGCCAAUAACCAUCAAUCCUCGGCCCUGAUCUGGGCAGCCAAGCAUGGACACUUGACAACCGCCCAAAAAUUUGUGAAGUUCGUUUGCAGCAUCGACCAACAUCCGGCCACAUACGUAAACGCAGUUGAUGAUGACCAUCGCACCCCCAUUUCAUGGGCAUCCGACCGCGGAGACAUCAACACCGUCAAGCUCCUCCUCUCAAUACCAGGCAUCGAUAUCCACAGAACGAACAAAUACGAACAAACGCCGCUGCACUACGCCAUUACAGGUGGACACAUCACCGUCACAGAGGAACUUUUAUCCUGGGAACAUAUCGACGUGAACAGUUACACCAAAGACGACCGGCCACUGCUGAUACAUGCCUGUAUGUCUGGCCAGGUGAAAGCUGCGAAACUACUACUUGACAAGGGCGCCGACGUAAACGGUUCGGACUUUCGCGGCGGUACAGCUUUGUAUUACGCCUGCAAUCGUGGUGACGAAGCAAUGGUAGACAUGCUGCUUUCGACGGAGGGACUGGAUGUCAACGCAGUCUGCGUGGGCGGCUUCAGCCCAUUCAUGACCGCAGUAAAACGGAACCAGGUCAGCGUGGUGAAGAGGCUGCUGGUCCUGGACAAUGUGGAUGUGAACCUCUGCGACGAUAAUGGCUGGACACCGUUCAUUUGGGUUGCUCACCUUGGCCACGAGCAAAUGUUGCAGCUUCUCCUGGCUUGUCCGAAGAUUGAUGUAGAUGCUGUUGGUAAUCAUGCAGAGACGGCAAUUACCCGCGCUGCUGUAGCCGGACAUGAAGGAAUAGUUAAGAUGCUGCAAGGUUGA
This is a messenger RNA of Pochonia chlamydosporia 170, 945 nucleotides long. RefSeq names its product ankyrin repeats (3 copies) domain-containing protein. Gene Ontology annotation, molecular function: protein binding. NCBI's taxonomy places the organism in Eukaryota, Fungi, Ascomycota, Sordariomycetes, Hypocreales, Clavicipitaceae. The transcript has a single exon. The record is from RefSeq and is a predicted model, not a curated record. Bases 1 to 945 code for a protein of 314 amino acids.